Messenger RNA from Camelina sativa (false flax), 1363 nucleotides. Its product is annotated as mitogen-activated protein kinase kinase kinase 20. The record is from RefSeq and is a predicted model, not a curated record. Lineage: Eukaryota; Viridiplantae; Streptophyta; Magnoliopsida; Brassicales; Brassicaceae. Gene Ontology annotation, molecular function: protein kinase activity; ATP binding. Gene Ontology annotation, biological process: signal transduction; protein phosphorylation.
UUUACAGCUUCCAAAAGACACAUAUAAAUAGCUUCGAGUUGCGUAAGUACGACAUAUGAAAGUUGACACACAUGGAGAAACAGAGCAACACUUCUUCUUCUUUAAUGUCAUCUUUAAGUCCUCAGUCUUCUUCUUGGGUUCGUGGUACUUGUAUUGGACGAGGUUGUUUCGGUUCAGUGAGCACGGCGAUCAGCAAAACUAACGGUGAAGUUUUCGCGGUGAAGUCCGUGGAUCUCGCCACGUGCCUUCCCACUCAAUCAGAGUCCCUCGAGAACGAAAUCUCCGUCCUCCGCUCGCUCAAGCCUCACCCGAACAUCGUGAGGCUACUCGGCGACGGUCACUCAAAAGAAGGAACGACGUCGUUUCGUAACCUCUACUUAGAGUAUCUUCCAGAAGGUGACGUGGCUAAUAACGCCGGAGGAGGGAUCAAAGACGAGACUCUGCUCCAGCGUUACACGGCGUGUCUUGUCUCUGCUCUCCGCCACGUCCACUCGCAAGGAUUCGUUCACUGCGACGUCAAGGCGAGGAACGUCCUCGUCAGCCGGAGCUCCGUGAUCAAGCUGGCGGAUUUCGGGUCAGCGAUCAGAAUCAACAAACCGACGGCUCAGAUCACGCCACGUGGAAGCCCGCUUUGGAUGGCUCCGGAGGUGAUCAGACGAGAGUGCCAAGGUCCAGAGAGCGACGUCUGGUCUCUCGGCUGCACGAUCAUCGAGAUGUUCACCGGGAAACCCGCUUGGGAAGACCACGGGAUUGACUCGUUGAGUCGAAUCGGAUUCCCCGGCGAGUUACCCGUUUUCCCAGUUACGCUGUCGGAGAUGGGUCGUGACUUCAUAGAAAAGUGUCUGAAGCGAGACCCGCAUCAGAGGUGGAGUUGCGAUCAGCUUUUGCAGCAUCCUUAUCUGUUUCAGUGUCACAACUCAUCACCCACUGAGUCAUCUCCGCGUUGCGUUCUUGACUGGGGCAACUCGGGGUUUGACUUAGAAGAAGAAGAGGAAGUAGGGAGGGGCGGCGAAUGGAGAUCAGAACUCAUAAACGCGGCGAUGGCAAGGGUUUGUAAUUUGGUGACGACCGGAGGGGCAAUUUGGGAAUCGGAUGGUUGGGUGGAAGUUAGAAGCCACGCUUCGGUGAAGGAAGGGACAACGAUGGAAUAUUCGGGAUCAACAAGGGUAGAAUCGGAAUACAACUCAUCAUCGUAUCCGUACGAUGACGUGGCUGAUGACUCUACGAUAAUUAACUCGAACUUUUGUCUUUAUAUCUGCCUGAAGUUUUGUUUGUUUGCACAUGUGAUUCGAAACGGACAAAACUAUCUUUUUUACGCGGUGAGAUGAGAUUGAGUGUCCUACUUCGGAACCUUUGCCUCAUA